Tachyglossus aculeatus (Australian echidna) is the source of this 1005-nucleotide messenger RNA. RefSeq names its product olfactory receptor 7G3-like. The coding region runs from base 1 to 1005 and encodes 334 amino acids. The record is from RefSeq and is a predicted model, not a curated record. Gene Ontology annotation, cellular component: membrane. Gene Ontology annotation, molecular function: olfactory receptor activity. NCBI's taxonomy places the organism in Eukaryota, Metazoa, Chordata, Mammalia, Monotremata, Tachyglossidae. The transcript is spliced from 5 exons. Gene Ontology annotation, biological process: G protein-coupled receptor signaling pathway.
AUGCCCAAGAUGUUGGCCAACCUCCUGACCCAAGAUAAAUCCAUAUCGUAUGCUGGCUGCCUGGCCCAAAUGUUUUUUUUCCUUCUCUUUGUAGGUCUAGACCAUUUCCUCCUCGUCGGGAUGGCUUGUGAUCGCUAUGUGGCUAUAUGCCACCCCCUCCACUACACCACCAUCAUGAACCCACGCCUCUGUGCGCUCAUCGUUGCUGGGUCCAGGAGUGUCAGGAGCCUUGAUGCCCUGGUUCACACAUUAUUGGUGGUUCCGUUAUCUUUCUGUACAGACAAUGAAAUCCUUCACUUUUUCUGUGAGUUUAAUCGGGUCCUAAAGCUUUCCUGCACAGACACUUUGAUCAAUGAUGUAUUGCGGUAUGUGCUAACCAUUAUGUUGGGUAUUAUUCCCUUUUUGGGUAUCAUUUUCUCUUACACCCGCAUCAUAACCACCAUAAUAAGAGUCCCAUCUGCCAAAGGAAGAUAUAAAGCUUUCAACACCUGUUGCUCACAUCUAUCAGGGGUCUCCUUAUUCUAUGGCACUGGUUUAGGGGUCUACCUCAGCCCCGUAUCUACCCAAGCAUCACAGAAAGGCUCGAUAGCCUCUGUGAUGUACACGGUGGUCACCCCCAUCUGGGAUGGUUUUGAUGAGGGAUGUAAAGUCCUGCGGUAUAUGAAGGUGAAACACCUCGGUUGCCCCUGGCUCAUCAGCCCCAUAGGGAGGAGAGCAGAAGUGAGGAACCUCUAUUCUGGUUUCCUAGUCAUUAGUAAAGCAUCUUACAUCGCUAGUUUGCCUAAAUUCUGGCAAGUACUGGGAACACCUGGCUUUCUUGAGAACUUCGAGUCCCUGAUGUUACUACCUAAAAGUUUAACCAGUCAUAUUGCAACAGCCUUGCUUAGGAACUCUGAGCAGGGCAAUUCUUGCAGCAAAGAGGAGACCAAAAAAAGACAGAAGCCCCUGUACUCAGAGCCAGAGGCCAGCACAGACAUUCCAGCAGAUUCUCUGGCCCCAUGGUGA